AUGGGUAAAGAAGGCCUUCGAUACGCUGCAAAGGUGUCUCUGGACAAGCCAGCAGCAGAGCAAGAGUGCAUCCACAACCGAUGGCAUCCCGAUAAUCCUGUGUACGGAACCAUCAAAAACAACGAAGUCGUCAAGAUUGAAUGUGUAGACUGGACUGGUGGUCAAAUCGGCAACAACGACUCCGCCGAUGAUGUUCGCGAUGUGGACUUGACUAAGAUCCACUACCUGACUGGCCCUUUUGAGAUUGAGACAGCAGAGCCAGGUGAUGUGCUGGUUGUGGAGAUACAAGAUGUGCAGCCGUUGCAGGAGCAACCAUGGGGCUUUACAGGCGUGUUUUCGAAAGAAAACGGUGGUGGAUUCCUGGAUGAGAUUUAUCCAAAACCGGCAAAGGCGAUCUGGGACUUUGAGGGAAUAUUCUGCUCCUCCCGGCACAUUCCAGGCGUCCGCUUCGCAGGCCUCAUUCACCCUGGCAUUCUAGGAUGCGCACCCUCCGCCGAAGUCCUCGCAGAGUGGAACAGACGCGAAGGCGAGCUCAUAUCCACACACUCACAUCUAGGCCGUGUCGUAGCGGAGCCACCAAACCCCCAGUCCGUACAUGCUGGUUCCGCUGACGGGGAUCUGAAAGAGAAGAUUGGCAAAGAGGGCGCGAGAACAAUCCCCGGCCGGCCGGAGCACGGAGGUAACUGCGACAUCAAGAACCUCUCGCGCGGCAGCAAAGUCUUCCUACCUGUGCACGUCAAGGGCGCAAAGUUCAGCGUGGGUGAUCUUCACUUCUCCCAAGGUGAUGGCGAAAUCUCCUUUUGCGGCGCGAUUGAAAUGGCGGGCGUCAUUACGCUCAAGUUCAGCGUCAUGAAGAAUGGCGUCGAACAGUUGGGUAUGAAGUCGCCCAUUUACGUCCCUGGGCCCGUGGAGCCGCAGUUUGGGCCUGGGCGGUAUAUCUACUUCGAGGGUUUCUCGGUCGACGAGCAUGGGAAGCAGCAUUAUAUGGAUGCGACAGUGGCCUAUCGUCAGACAAGCUUGAGGGUCAUUGAGUAUCUGAGGAGAUAUGGCUACAACGACUAUCAGAUCUACCUCCUGCUCUCCUGCGCACCCGUUCAGGGACACGUAGCAGGAAUCGUGGAUAUACCAAAUGUGUGCACGACGAUGGGUCUUCCAAUGGACAUUUUCGACUUCGAUAUAAGCCCGCAUGUUCCUGCGAAGAAGCAGGAUUUGGGCUCCUGUGCUUUUGCUAGUUCGUAA
Cucurbitaria berberidis CBS 394.84 is the source of this 1239-nucleotide messenger RNA. Its product is annotated as formamidase FmdS. Gene Ontology annotation, molecular function: hydrolase activity, acting on carbon-nitrogen (but not peptide) bonds, in linear amides. The transcript has 5 exons. Bases 1 to 1239 code for a protein of 412 amino acids. NCBI's taxonomy places the organism in Eukaryota, Fungi, Ascomycota, Dothideomycetes, Pleosporales, Cucurbitariaceae. The record is from RefSeq and is a predicted model, not a curated record.